UUCAAGUGGAGGUUGAAGCCAUUGGCCACGUACGUCACAAAACUUGGUUAGCCUUCUAGGAUACUGCAUUGAAGGAAUGCACAUGUAUUUCCCCAUUUGGCAGUCCCUGAUAGUCCUAUACCUUUUCUGGGUACGAAAUAUGAAGCUUUAGAUUGUUCAAUUACUUUCAUGCGCAUGUGAAGUAAUUGAAUGAGUAUUCUUGUUUAGCAUUUGAAAAUGCUUUGUUCUAAAGCAUCACCACAAGAUGUUGGUUUACGAGUAUGUCAACAAUGGAAAUUUGGAACAGUGACUUCAUGGAGCCAUGCGACACCACAUGUAUCUCACUUGGAAGGCUAGGAUGAAGGUUCUCUUUGGGACAGCUAAAGCGUCUCUGAUUUUGGUCUGGCCAAACUCCUUGGUGCCGGUAAAAGUCAUAUCACAACUUGAGUCAACCUUUGGGUAUGUGGCUCCUGAAUAUGCAAAUACUGGUCUCUUGAAUGAAAAGAGUGAUGUUUAUAGCUUUGGGGUAGUGUUGUUAGAAUCGAUCACAGGAAGAGAUCCUGUGGACUAUGGCUAG
Solanum tuberosum (potato) is the source of this 556-nucleotide messenger RNA. Its product is annotated as probable receptor-like protein kinase At2g42960. Gene Ontology annotation, biological process: protein phosphorylation. The coding region runs from base 302 to 556 and encodes 84 amino acids. Lineage: Eukaryota; Viridiplantae; Streptophyta; Magnoliopsida; Solanales; Solanaceae. Gene Ontology annotation, molecular function: protein kinase activity; ATP binding. The transcript is spliced from 3 exons. The record is from RefSeq and is a predicted model, not a curated record.